AUGUUUAUUCCACCGCGAGAUUACCGGCAGAAACACUACCUUUUGUUGGAGAUCUCGGCCGACGACGUCGCAGGGCUGCUCCAGGAACUGCCCGAGCUCAACUACGAGCACCCCUCGCGCGCGGUGGACAAGUACCAUGUUUUUUCUGUGCACAAGGACAAAGAGGCUGGACCACACCUGUUGUCCCUAGAACAGCUGAAAACGCUCCACGGCGAGCCAGAGCGACUGCGCAAAUGCGAGAGCAACCUCAGCAGCGUGCUGACCGACGCAGGAGUGCGAUCCGUGCACAUGCUGCCUCCCAAACGGCUCGCGCACAGGGCCCCAGUGCCGGCUGUGGACUCGUCCAUGGAGCCCAUCGAGAACGCGAAAAAGGACUUCCGCAUCGAUGACCCGACCUUCCCCGAGCAGUGGCACAUCCUGAACCCAAACUUCCCGGGCCACGACGUCAACGUGGUUCCUGUGUGGAAGCGCAACAUCACCGGAUCAGGCGUGGUCACCGCGCUGGUCGACGACGGCCUGGACUACGAGAGUCCCGAUCUCGCGCGCAACUUCUGCAAAGAGGGGUCCUACGACUACAACGACAACAGCCCGCUGCCCAAGCCGCGCCUGUCCGACGACUACCACGGCACACGGUGCGCGGCAGAGAUAGCAGCCGCCAAGGGCAACGGCUACUGCGGCGUUGGCGUGGCGUACGACUCCAAGGUGUCUGGGAUCCGCAUUCUGUCGGCAGAAAUCACGGCAGACGACGAGGCCGUCGCCAUGAUCCACGGCCUCGACGUCAACGACAUAUACUCGUGCUCCUGGGGUCCGCCCGACGACGGACAGUCGAUGGACGUGCCCGAGAAGGUGGUCCGCGAGGCGAUGCUGAAGGGCAUCCAGGACGGCAGAAAGGAGAAAGGCGCGCUGUACGUGUUUGCGAGCGGGAACGGCGGCUACCACAACGAUAAUUGCAACUUCGAUGGAUACACAAACAGCAUAUACUCCAUCACAGUGACCUCGAUAGACCACAAGGGACUGCAUCCGCCGUACGCCGAGUCGUGCACGGCCGUGAUGGUGUCCACGUACUCCUCGGGCUCGGGCGAGCACAUCCAUACCACCGACAUCAACAACCAGUGCACGGCGGCGCACGGGGGCACGUCUGCUGCUGCCCCGUUGGCAGCAGGGAUCUAUGCUCUUAUUUUGCAGGCCAAUCCAGACCUCACGUGGCGCGACGUGCAGGCGCUGACCGUGAGGGAGGCGACGGAAGUCAACUCGAACGACCCGAGCUGGCAGAACUCGUACAUCGAGGGCCGCCGCUACUCGCCGGUGUUUGGCUGGGGCAAGCUCGACGCCGACCGCAUGGUGCAGGCGGCGCAGAACUGGACACUUCUCAAGCCGCAGGCAUGGUACUACUCGCCCGUGCAGCACGCGAACCAAAAACUCGACAACGUGGGCUCCGUGACGACCACGCUCGAGGUCACGAGCGCCGACCUGGUGGCUGCGAACCUGGAACACAUCGAGCACGUGACCGUCACGGUGAACAUCGCGGCGGAGCGGCGCGGCGACGUGGAGGUGGCGCUGGUGUCGCCGAACGGGAUCCGGUCGGACCUGGGGCAGAGCAGAAAGCGCGACCGCAGCAAGGACGGGUUCCGCAACUGGUCGUUUUCGUCUGUCGCGCACUGGGGGGAGCCUGGGCCGGGUAACUGGACGCUGGAGGUGCGCAACACCAACGAGCGCAACCGGCUGACUUUUGAAAACUGGCAGCUCCGGCUUUUCGGCGAGUCUCUCGAUCCCAAAAAGGCCAAGCGGUUCAGUCUGGACGAGGACUACAGCGAGAUCCAGGGCAGCCACAAGGACACAGACACCGUUGCCGCAACCAGCACCCUGUCGAUCGCCCCGACCAUGACCAGCACCAUCGCCUCCACAGACCAGGCCACGCCGUCGGCAGAAACGGGAGACGGCGUGUACCGCGCCUCAGACACGCACUACGAGGAGUACUUUGUGUUCUUCCUUGCGCUGGGCUUUAUCAUUUGCAUCUGGAUGCUCAAGAGCCGCAAAAAGCCCGGCAGGGCCCGCAGACGGGACGAGUACGAGUUCGACAUCAUCCAGCCGGACGACGACUUUGAGUCCGAGUACGCGCAGUCGCAGCGGUCGGCGUCCAUUGGCGAGUCGUCCAACGCGUCGGUCAGCAGAAUGGCCGCCAUGGCGCGCAACUCGCUCGAUGCGUCCAAGUUGCAAGCCAAGUCGGCCAAAAUAGACACGUCCAGGAAUCCUAAAUCCGACUCCGAGUAUCUACGACAGGAAGACCAGGAGAGAGAACGGUUAUACAGCACAUUCAACGGCCUAGAAGAGGACGACGAUACGGAGGGCGAGAGCAUGUACCGUAUCACCUCGCACGACUCUGCAUAA
Messenger RNA from Ogataea angusta, 2388 nucleotides. RefSeq lists its product as uncharacterized. Lineage: Eukaryota; Fungi; Ascomycota; Pichiomycetes; Pichiales; Pichiaceae. Bases 1 to 2388 code for a protein of 795 amino acids. The transcript has a single exon. Gene Ontology annotation, biological process: protein processing. Gene Ontology annotation, molecular function: serine-type endopeptidase activity. The record is from RefSeq and is a predicted model, not a curated record. Gene Ontology annotation, cellular component: trans-Golgi network; Golgi membrane.